GGUCGACCACCUCACUUCCUCCCCUCCCCCUUCUACACACAUCCCACACUACUCCUCCCUCCGCGCUCUAAGCAGCCGGAUACCCGCGAACGAGCCGUCGCCGAAGCGCGCAAUCCGAGAUCGCGACGACCACGACGAACCCGAGCAGACACAGCACAUAGCGACCGGCGGAGCACAGAACAGGCUGCAUCCGACUCACCACCCACCAGAGCACGCACGCUGGCAGUCUCAGCCUCCUUCUGAUCCUAGACUUGGAUACUGUGAUGGCAGAGCAGAUCGGCCACAAUGUGGUAAUCAAUUCGGAGUCGACCGGCGCCUCUGCGCCAGUCGACGCUGCUGCGAACACUUCCACCACCGACUCCGCCCUCAGCGGCAAAACGAACAACGAAUCUAUCCCCGACGCUUCUAACGCUGCAACGACCUCCGCAUCGCCAACUCAAUCCAACGGGACGACUAGCGACAACGCAGGAUCGGAUGCGCCCUCGGUCGCAGCUGGGCCAAGUGCUGGCGAGGCUACAGACCGAGAGACGUUGAAGCCUGCAGAUGCAAAGGCGAACUCAAGCAAUGAGAAGACCCGCCUUGCGCAUGGCGAUUUGGUAAAUGGUGUGCACGAGGAUGGUAGUCAGGCGGAUGCGCAUGCGGAUGACAAGAGCACGACGGGUGUAUCUGUGGAUUUGAGCGUCAAUUCGGACACGGACAACAGCAAAGCAGAUGCCGGCGAAAAAGGCACUCACACUCGCACCAACUCGACUGUUAAGAAACCUGCUGCUUUUAGUAAAGUCAAUGCGACCAAGAGCUUCAUGAGCAAGAUUGCACCAUCAACACCAGCCGCACCGCAAACUGGUGAUAAAGCAUCUUUGGCGUCAGCGACGCUCCAACCCGCGAACCGGCCUCGGCUCAUCGCCAAAACUGGCAGCUCUCAAUCGAUGCUGAAGCCUCGAGCAGGCACAGGAGGCUCAGGCGCACCGGAUGCGAGUAAGGUUUGGAACAAAAAUCAGCCCGUAGCAGCGCCUCCACCAAAACAAUUGACGGACGAGGAACUCAAGCAACAAUUCGGAAUUCACCUGGCGACGCGGUUGCAGACCGAUGGAGACAAGAAGGAUUCGAACUGGGCAGACAUCGAUGAUGACGAGGACGACUGGGCGCCAGAGACUGUGGUCUGGAUGGACGGUACUAAGUCCACUGUCCCAAAAGACGCAACCUCUACGCCUGCGGAAGAGUCAACGCCCCCAGCUGCACAACCUGCUGCUAAGCCUGCCGAAGGUGUGAAGCCGACUUUAUCUGUCAAGCAGCGCUCCGAUCGUCCAGAGCACCCCAUGCGGAUCCUCAAGCCUGGCGCAGCUGCAAUUCAAUCGAAGCAGAAUGGAAACGCUUCUGCUGCUUCACCCGCAAGCUCGAAAUCUGCGCUGACCUCGAAGAGUCCGGCACCCGCGCCGGCCAAGUCGCCAUGGGCGCCAGUACCGAAACCAGACUCUGUCGCUCCCAUCAAUCCGCCAGUGCAAGCGGCGCCGCCGCAGCGUACUCUGCCCUCUCAAGAUGCACGAGCCAGUGAACCCAUGGGCUCUGCGCCUGCUCGAGAAAUUGCGGCCGAUACCUUUGAUCGAUCGUGGCAGCAGCGCGAUGGUGGAGCUCGCGAAUUGUUCAACUCCUCCAACGGGCGAUAUGAGCCUGCUCCUGAAGGACGGCGCGGUAGUAUGCGCCAGGAAAAUGCCCGUAAGCCGGCCGUCCUGCAGCGUCCAUCUCAAGCGCUUUCUCCGGCACCUGAGCCUUCGCCUGCGUUUCAGUCUAGGAGUAGCUCUCAGAUGGACGGCAGCUGGGGAAGCAGACGCCGUGGCUCUAGCGUAAGCCAAGGUAGCAUGCCGCCACCACGACGCAUGUCUAUGAACAAAUCAGAAUUUGGUGCGACGCCAGAAGCGGCCUCAGGUCCCGAUAGAGCAGAGCCUGCACGGCCCAACUUUAAUCAGCCAUCCGCAUGGGACAAACAGAUGCCGCCGCCGCCGCCUCCAGAUGCGCAACAAGCUUCUCAACCUUCUCAGCCUUCUGAGGGCGAGCCUGUACCACCAUUCGAGGAUCCAGUGAAAAUUCAGGAGCGCAUCAUGCAAGAGAAGCGCGAGGCUGCCAAGCGUCGCAAGGAGGAAGAGGCUCGUGAAGAGGCGGAGAAGAAGGAGCGCCUGAAAGCCAAACUGGCCGCGCUUGAAGGAGCAGGCAAGUCACGGAGUGAGCGGGCUGCAGAAGCGGCGGCGAAGACGACCGAGAAGCAGAGUGAGAAGCAAGCCGAGAAGCCUGCUGAGGCUGCGAAACCGACCAUCUCUCAGGAGACGCUGCCUGCCAAGCCACCCACCUCUGCUAGCGCCCCAUCCACGUCCCCUGCAAUUGUGGAAACGCCAGCACCUACACAGCAGCCAACCGAGAAGUCUGCCUCACCACUAGAGUCACAGGCAGCUCUGGCAGGCCUAUCCACUCGAGAGGAUCAAAAUCGAGCACAGCCAGCGGCUGGACGUCCGCCCACAUCACGCGCACCUUUUGGCCAGCAGCAGCCUGUCCCCUACCGAGCGCCAGCAUCUUCGUACUCCUCGCCAGGCGAGCGUAAGUCGCAACCAGCACAGCUCGGAAGAUCGCCAGUCGCAAACAACGACGCCUUCUCGCCUUGGCCCACGACAAGCUCUAACAACAACAUCUGGGGCAGUGGUUUCGGAAACGGUGUUUUCGAAGGCGGCAGCUCGUUCGCUCCUCUGGGUACUUCGCAGCAGAACUCUUCACUGCCGCCUCCACCUGGCAUGUCUCGUGUUGCACCCGGGUCUGCCCGCAUCUCUCCGCAAGGCUUUAACCAGGACAGUCGCUCUCCUAAUCUUGGUCAGCCGCAGAUCACGGAACAACAGAGAGCAUUCCCUGCUCCUGGCAUGAACGACCGCUCGGUUCCGUUCGGCCCUGCGCAGCCACGCAUGACUGGCGUGUCGCCUCAACACGCCCCUGGCUACGGUCGUCCUCACCACCCUCCCGGCCCGAUUGGACCUCCGUCUCGGACUCAGAAUCAAGCCCAGCAGCAACAGGCUCAACAGCCACAACCGCCGCCAGAAAUCACUGCGUGGAAGGCAGCGGCGAAUACGCUCCACCACCAAUACCACAACCCGCCUGCUGCAACUAAUGCGCCGGCGAGCAAUGCACCUAUUCCGGAGCAUCGCUUCAAGGAGACAUUCAAGAAGACGUCUGCGGAGCAAGGCAAACUUGGAGGCCCGCGUAGAUAUGACUCCAUCGAGCAUACUAUCCAUGAUGGGUCUGGUUCUAGGUCAGUCUCAAGCUUCAGUCCUGCUCCCCCGAGCACUCAGACGCAACCGAUCGCGCCGCCAGCAGUCGCAUCCCCUGCGCAAGAUUCAAGGCUCAACACUGCGAUACGCAUGCCGGAUCCCUCUCGAAAUCCCGCGCACGUAGGGUUGCCGCGACCGAUCGAGCCGCCACAUCGUCGGCAUGCUGAGCGUCUGCAGCAGCAACAGGGUCCACCUACUGCUGCCCCUCUCGCGCCAAAUGUCUCAUCUAAGGAACAAUUUGCGCCCCCGCCGGAUAUCGAGAGUCACCCGGUCUAUGAGGGUAAAUCACGACACCCACAGGUCAAGUUGCCGAAGCCACAAGCCAAGGUGCGGCUCCCACCUUCCUCGCCAUCUGCGACAUCGCCACAGACCCAAAGCCGUCACAACGGCUCUGUGGUGAUGCCACCUCAGCGACAAUCCUUCAGACAGCCAUUCCAUGGUGCGCAGCAGCCAAUCGUGGCAAACGCGCAAUGGCAGCAGAGAUUCAACGGGUUGUUUGCACGUGCGGAAGUGUCUAAUGAGGCACCUCCAUCACCACCAAAGACUCCACCGAAGGCCCAAGGUCUGUCACUUGCCGUGGCUUCCUCUAGCAUAGAGCCAAUGGCCACACAGACCGGAGGUGCGACGGUGUCCCUGCCCCAAGGCAAGAAAGCACAGUACGGCCGCGUUACGGCUGAGCCAACAUCAAAGCCGGAGAUUGACUUCAGCAAUGAGCGCAGCUUUGGCUCUCUACCUGUGGUCAAGGUGCCACGCUCUGCUCGAUAUGCGUCUCACGUCGGCUCCGCUCAUCCUAAUAAUCUUUUGAAGAUGUCUCCUAUCCCCAAAAAUGUCAAGACCAUCGACACUGGGUACUACGAGCAGAUUUUCUUCUGGCGGAACCCUGCUGGGAUUUUUGUCAAGAUACCCAACACGCUCUUGAACAACAGGUUGUGCUACGCUCCAAAUUAUGUUCCUCCACAGUCAAAGCAAGGACGGAAUGACCGGAAGACCUCGUCCUUCCAGCCGCGCCAUUCGCAGGCGCCUGGUCCUGAGCAACAGCCGUCUGAACCAAAUCAUCGCAAGCAUCGUGUUGCUGGCCCUACUCAAUCCGGCGUGAACAACCGCAAACCAAGUCAACCCUCUAAGGCUCAUCAUCAAUCACUUCGAAGCACUGAGGACCGUAAGCCUUCGGGAAAGCUUGCCAACAAGAAGUUCGAAAAGCGUGAGAACGGCCGAACGGCUACGAACGAUGUCAACGCGGUGACGACACCGGCGAAAACACCCAGUGGGCCUAACUCCAAGCGGUCAAGCGUUCACAUCUCCAAAGACCAAAAGCCAUCGACUCCUCCACCAACAAAGUCGGCUCCGAUGUCCGCCAAGGAGGCUACUACGGAGAAGCGCAAGUCUGGUGUCACCAAGCCAGCUGGUACGCCAAGUGCCAGUGCCAACCGCUUCGACCUGCUCGCUGCCAUGAGUUCGCCAUCUAAGAACUGAGUUCUCAUGGCCGGGAUGGAGAAGUGCGAAAAUUGAAGAGGAAGAGCACAGGCCGACGCCGAACAAGUACUUCGCGAUACGUUCGACGUCGCGCCACAGAAACUAUGACAAAAUACACAAACUGGAGGGAAACGAAGUCUGCUAGAUGCUGCUCCUCGAAGCUUGCUAAGCGAAAGGAGAGUGAGCAGACUUGGUGCGUAUAUGGCUCGCUUUUUCAUGGCGAAGCUGUAUUGUACUUUAGUAGCAUUACGUACGUUUUUGAAGCGAAGCAUGCAUGAACAGAAACCAGAAUAUCCUUCUUUCAGCAUUCCUCCAUGUCCUGCACAGCAUUCUGGCACUGCUACGUCCGUUGAGCGUCAGCUGUGCAGAAACGCCGUACGCCAAGCAUUCUGCUAUUUUUUGGCUUUGCUGACGAUGGAUGCAGGAACAGGAACGAGGAAGGAGUUUAACUACUGCUCUGCAUGUCCGUUUCGUUUUCUGCUUACUACCACCAAG
Molecule: messenger RNA, 5273 nt
Organism: Cercospora beticola
Lineage: Eukaryota; Fungi; Ascomycota; Dothideomycetes; Mycosphaerellales; Mycosphaerellaceae
Source: RefSeq, a predicted model, not a curated record